AUGGGAAACAGCACGUGGGAGCUUUUUUCUCAAGCUAACUCUUAUCACGCCUCAAGUGAUGCCUCACUUUUCUUGGCUUCAUUGCCUGUUCUUGCCAAUGAGAAGCCGAACAUCAAUGAACUAAACCGAGGAGUUCAUCUGGAUGGAAAGAAAUCUCUUGUUCAUGGCGAGAAGAAUCAUGCAGUUGAUAGCUUACUACCUGACGAAAACGAACUAUUUGCUGGGAUGGUGAAUGAGCUUGUAGAUGACUCGGAAGAUUUUGAUCUUUUUCGAAGUGGAGGAGGCUUGGAACUCGAAACUGAUCUGCAAGAAAAUUUAGUAAGAUUCGGUUUUUCCAGUCUAAAUUUAUCUGAUGGUGGUGGUGUUGGCAAUGUGGGGCCCCGCUUGAAUUUCCCUAGUGGUGGGGGGACAAUUGCUGGAGAACACCCUCUCGGAGAGCAUCCUUCGAGAACUCUAUUCGUCCGUAAUAUUAAUAGUAACGUUGAGGAUGCGGAGAUUAGAGCUCUAUUUGAGCAAUAUGGCGAUAUCCGAACAUUGUACACUUCGUGUAAGCAUAGGGGCUUUGUAAUGAUCUCUUACUAUGAUAUCCGCGCUGCCCGUACAGCAAUGCGUGCCUUGCAAAAUAAGCCACUUCGGAGGAGAAAGCUGGAUAUUCACUUCUCGAUUCCUAAGGAAAACCCAUCUGAUAAGGACAUGAAUCAAGGCACCUUGGUAGUAUUUAAUUUGGACCCCUCAGUUUCUAGCGACGAUCUUCUACAAAUUUUCGGUCCUUAUGGCGAGGUCAAAGAGAUAAGGGAGACGCCCAACAAGAGAAAUCACAAAUUUGUUGAGUUUUAUGAUGUUAGGGCUGCCGAAGCUGCACUAAAGUCCUUGAACAGGAUUGAUAUAGCUGGAAAACGUAUUAAGCUGGAACCUAGCCGUCCUGGUGGAGCUCGUAGAAGUUCACUGCUGCAAGCAAGUAAUGACCUUGAGCAAGAUGAAAGAAAUUUGUAUCACGUGGGUUCGCCGCUUGGGAAUUCUCCCUCUGGUAAUUGGCCACAGCUUGGUAGUCCUAUGGAUCGAAACCCCUUGAAGAACUACAGCAAAUCACCCGGUUUUGGAUCUAUUAGUCCUCCAGUUGUGCAGGAUAGCUCGAACGGCCAUUAUUUGGAUCAUAUUUAUCCUAAUGGAAAUUUGAACUCCCGGGGCAUCUCGGAUAAAUCCCGUUCAUUUCCGGAACAUAUUCUAAGCAGUCAGUUUCAUGGGCCUGGGCCCGGGCCCUUUUCUUCAUUUGGGAACACCAGCUUCAGUGGGCCCACUUCCAAACCAUUAUUUGCUGGCCCACAGAAUAUCUGGGGAAAUACUAAUAGUAACGGUUUUAAUUUCCUAAACCACCAUUACCAGGUGAGGUCUGCUCCGCCAGAGCGGCAGUUCGGUUAUAUUCAGGAGUCUCUCAAAGGGUCAUUUAUGGGGCCUGGUUAUGGAAGUGUGGGCUCAAGUUAUGGACUGAAGUGUGGGCCCGGUAUGCCUUCUGGUGGGAGACUUAGUUCUCCAUUUUUGGGUAAUGGCUAUUUUCCUAGCAUGGAGGGUUUUGGUGAACGAAAGUCGAGGCAUUUUGGAGUAAAGGGAAUCCAACUGGAUAACAUGACACAAUUUCAGCUUGAUCUUGAUAAGAUUAAGAGCGGUGAAGAUGCUCGGACAACUCUUAUGAUAAAAAAUAUUCCCAACAAGUACUCGUCAGAGAUGUUGCUGGCUGCUAUUGAUGAGAAUCAUAGAGGGACUUAUGACUUUCUAUAUUUGCCCAUUGACUUCAAGAAUAGAUGCAACGUGGGUUACGCGUUUAUCAACAUGUUGUCUCCACUGAAUAUUGUUCCUUUUCAUGCGGAAUUCGAAGGCAAGCGAUGGGAGAAAUUCAAUAGCGAAAAAGUAGCAUCUUUGGCUUUUGCUCGUAUUCAGGGGAAAGCUGCCCUCGUUGCCCAUUUUCAGAAUUCGAGCUUGAUGAAUGAAGAUAAGCGUUGCAGGCCAAUUCUCUUUGAUUUGGAACACACGGGAUUUAGUGAUGAGAACAUGCUAGAAAUUCUUUGUGCCUACGGUUCGAGCAGCCAGCCUUGUCGAACAAAUGGGCCGAACGAGAAGUAG
Striga hermonthica is the source of this 2118-nucleotide messenger RNA. The record is from the annotation of a GenBank genome assembly. NCBI's taxonomy places the organism in Eukaryota, Viridiplantae, Streptophyta, Magnoliopsida, Lamiales, Orobanchaceae.